Messenger RNA from Fusarium vanettenii 77-13-4, 681 nucleotides. RefSeq lists its product as uncharacterized. Bases 1 to 681 code for a protein of 226 amino acids. The record is from RefSeq and is a predicted model, not a curated record. Lineage: Eukaryota; Fungi; Ascomycota; Sordariomycetes; Hypocreales; Nectriaceae. The transcript has 2 exons.
AUGCCACGCAUCAAAUCCUACCAAACCUUCUCCAAAACCCCAGCGAUACUAGCCUUUGUCCCGCCCAUCUUCAACGGCGCGCUGGUCUACUCCGGCUGCACAAAGGACCACAAAAAGAAGACAUCGAAAAACGGCGUUGUCUUUGCAGACAUGGAAUCGCCGACGAUGGCAACGAGUCUCCUCUCGGCGCUCCUGCCGCCGGAUCUUGUCGACUCGAUCAACAAACACGUCCUCCACCCGCGAGCGCCCAUCCAGAUCCUCCUGCGCCACGUCCUCGUCCAGGCGCAGAACCUCCUCGAUACAGCGGCCCCCAUCAUCGAGCCACUAUUCGACCGCCUCAUGACGGCCAUGGCCGAGAACCAGGGCCUCGUCGGCGUCAUCGCCUCCCUUCUCGUCCUCGCCACCUUUCUCAUCAUCCUCAACUGGAUCCGUCGCCUGCUCAUGUGGUGGACACGGCUGGCCAUGCGUGUCGCGACCUGGGCCAUCCUCUUCGCCAUCGCUGCCUGGGUGUGGGAGCGCGGCGUCUUUGAGAGCGCCAAGGACAUGGCCAUCGCGGGAGGAAAGGUGGCAGGAUACCUGGCUGUCAUCAAGGACGUCUGGCUGGAGGAGUAUAACAAGUAUGAGGCCCAGCAGGGCAUGGCAGGUUCAGGCGGAACGAAAUCGGGAGCGAGGUCGAGAUGA